CCCCGGUCACACUGCUGUUGUCAAAAUAAAAUUUUGUAAAAUGCUGCCAACAUUUUGCAAAUUCCUGGCCCUUUUGUGCAUAUUUGCUAAACACACGCAUGCGACGACCAACCUGAGUCCAGGGGCCGUUGGUGUGCACCGUCGAUUCGAGUACAAGUACUCGUUCAAGCCGCCGUACUUGGCCCAAAAAGACGGCACCGUACCCUUCUGGGAGUACGGGGGAAAUGCCAUCGCCAGCUCCGAGAGUGUGCGUGUUGCCCCAUCGCUGCGUUCGCAGAAGGGCGCCAUCUGGACCAAGACGCAAACCAACUUCGACUGGUGGGAUGUGGAGAUUGUCUUCCGUGUGACGGGACGUGGCCGCAUUGGAGCCGAUGGUCUAGCCUUCUGGUACACCACUGAGAAGGGCGACUACAAUGGGCCCGUGUUCGGUUCGUCGGACCGCUGGAAUGGUCUGGGCAUCAUCUUUGAUUCCUUCGAUAACGACAACAAGCACAACAAUCCCUACAUCAGUGCGGUGGUCAACGACGGAACAAAGAUGUACGAUCAUACCAACGAUGGCACAACGCAGUUGCUGAGCGGUUGCCUCCGGGACUUCCGUAACAAGCCCUUCCCCACCCGUGCGCGCAUCGAAUACUACAACAAUGUGCUCACCGUUCUCAUACACAACGGCAUGACGAACAACAACGACGACUAUGAGCUGUGCAUGCGUUCGGAUGGCGUGAAUCUGCCCAAGAAUGGUUACUUCGGUAUCUCGGCUGCCACAGGCGGUUUGGCUGAUGAUCAUGAUGUGUUCCACUUCCUCACCACAUCCCUGCACGCUGCUGGCCAGGUCCAGGAGCCCCAGAAGGUGGACAAUCAGGAGAAGCUGACGGCGGAGUACAACGAGUAUCAGGAUAAGCUGGAGAAGCAGAAGCUGGAAUACAAGAAGGAUCAUCCGAACGAGCACAAAGACGGGGAGGAGGAUUGGGAGGAGUUCUACGAGUCGGAGAACCAACGCGAGCUGCGUCAAAUCUGGCAGGGACAGAGCCAAAUUGCCGAUCAUCUGCGUGAGCUGUCCCGCAAAGUGGACGAGAUCAUUGGACGCCAGGAGAACACGUUAACGCUGGUCUCACGCGGCUUGGCUGCCAACGCUGGACAGGCACUGCCACCAGCAGCCGCUGGCGGUGUGCCCCAGCAGCAAUUGUCUGGCGGCGGUGUGGUCAGCCGUUCCGAUGUGGAUCUACUGCUCACCAAUCAGAAUGUGCUGCUCAGCUCCAUCCGGGAGAUACGGCAACUGGUGGGCGACAUCAAUGUGCGCACUGAUAACAUUCAGACAAAUCAGAAGCACGCGCCCACAGCACAGAUCCAGUCCACCGGCUACGAUGUGCAAACGCUCAUAGCCGAGAUGCGUGACGGCAUGAAUCAGGUCAAGCAGGGCAUCUCUCAUGUGGGACAAAAACUGCAAUCAGCGCCACAGGCUGGAGCGCAGACUGGCAACUGUCCCACUGGCAACUGUGUGGGCGUCACAUUGUUCCUAAGUGUAACCGUGGUGCAACUGCUGCUAGUAUUUAUCUACAAUAUCUUCAAGAACCGCAGCGAGGCGCAGGCGAAAAAGUUCUACUAGGCCAGCAGAAUGCUAAAACGAACACCACACGGAACCACACACACAACAGCAACACACACACACCUGACUAGGCGCAACUAAAUUUAGUGAAAAUGAUUUACUUAAGACUACAGCGUAGAGUGCUCCAACAAUUAUUGUGUAAUUGUUUCGUUUUUGUAUUGUGUUUAACGAAUAUGGAUUGAUUGGAUAGUCAGGUGCCGGCCGAACGAAAUUGAAGCCAUUAAUUACUUAAAACUGAAACUUCAACUGAAGAAAUGAACAAGAAAUCUGAAGAACAAUGCAGUCGCCCUCAUGACAAUGCCCAAGCAAUACAAAAAACCGAUCGAAGAAGCCACAAGACAAACCUUUAUAUAAACCCAAACCCUUUACCACUUUCCCCUCCAAUUCCUACCCACUAUAACAUAGUCUGAUGAAGAUGUUUUCUAUUUGUUUUCCAGCAGGAUGGCAAGUCGAAAGCCAAACUAUUCUCAACGCUGCAUAUCAAAGGCGUGUGCAGCCAUUUCUUAUAAAAAAAAGCAAAACAAAAACAUAAAAA
This is a messenger RNA of Drosophila guanche, 2138 nucleotides long. It is a transcript of the gene ergic53, whose product is annotated as protein ERGIC-53. The record is from RefSeq and is a predicted model, not a curated record. NCBI's taxonomy places the organism in Eukaryota, Metazoa, Arthropoda, Insecta, Diptera, Drosophilidae. Gene Ontology annotation, molecular function: D-mannose binding. Gene Ontology annotation, biological process: endoplasmic reticulum to Golgi vesicle-mediated transport; Golgi organization; endoplasmic reticulum organization. The transcript is spliced from 5 exons. The coding region runs from base 41 to 1603 and encodes 520 amino acids. Gene Ontology annotation, cellular component: COPII-coated ER to Golgi transport vesicle; endoplasmic reticulum membrane; endoplasmic reticulum-Golgi intermediate compartment.